Molecule: messenger RNA, 787 nt
Organism: Biomphalaria glabrata
Lineage: Eukaryota; Metazoa; Mollusca; Gastropoda; Planorbidae
Product: C-type lectin domain family 4 member M-like
Exons: 4
Coding region: 218-724 (168 amino acids)
Source: RefSeq, a predicted model, not a curated record
UACUAAAAAGUUCAAAUACCACUUAACAGAAAGUUUAUAAAACGUUUUACUUCAUCUGGGCGACCAUCUACGCCUCUGAUUAGAAAGAGACGCCUUAUCAAGUAGACAGCGAGUCCUACGUGGCAAUACGAAGACGUCCCUUGACCAACUCUACGGACAUCUUUGAGCAGAAUUCUGAACAGAAUCUUUAAGACAUCUUAUCUUGUAGAUUACAGGCAUGAGAUCUACAUGUGCAGUCUAUGUUGCCUUGAUGUUAAUCUUGUUCGCUCAAGGUAAAACAAGAGAACGCCUGCGAAAGUAUCGGACUUCACGCUGUGAAAAGAAUAAAGAUUUUCAGGUUGAAAACUACAAUGGUGGCUCUAUGUGUCUCUUCUGGUCGAAGACAACUGAAACUUUUUUCAAUGCCAGAGCAGAUUGUCAAGCUCGAGGGGCGAGACUUGGGGUCUUUAAAGGUGCUGACAAAAUGGAGAUUCUUUUCAGACAAAAGGACAUUUGGAGAAGAAAUAUUUGGAUAGGUCUUGAUGAUACAGUAACUAAGGGUACAUUUGUGUGGCAUGAUGGGACAGUACUUCAAAAGAGUGAAUAUUACCCACUUUAUUUUAGCACAGAAAACCCAUCUGGUGCCACCCAAGACUGCAUCCAAUUAUGGAUCUUUGACAACAAAUUGGACGACUUUGAGUGUCAUGUCCCUGUACAUUAUGUGUGUGAGAAAGUGAUUGAUUGAGGAAAUAGUAAUUGCUAUUGAAACAAUAAAGUCAGACUACCAAUCGUCUGAAGUCUGAAGUCA